Lutra lutra (Eurasian river otter) is the source of this 3819-nucleotide messenger RNA. RefSeq names its product C1q and TNF related 12 (gene C1QTNF12). Gene Ontology annotation, biological process: negative regulation of gluconeogenesis; positive regulation of D-glucose import across plasma membrane; positive regulation of insulin receptor signaling pathway. The transcript is spliced from 9 exons. Gene Ontology annotation, molecular function: hormone activity. The record is from RefSeq and is a predicted model, not a curated record. NCBI's taxonomy places the organism in Eukaryota, Metazoa, Chordata, Mammalia, Carnivora, Mustelidae. Bases 2809 to 3732 code for a protein of 307 amino acids.
GCCCCGCGUGUGUGUCGGCUGGCGUGCGCUCUGUCCGCGGCCGCAUCUGACCCCAGCACUUGGUGUUUCCUGAGGUGUUGAGGCAAGUUCCGCAGCAAAUGCUUUACUUAACGUGGGUUAUUUCCUUGCCGAAUGUGAAGUGUCCGCUCUUAAAAACCCUUUGUCAGCGGGGCCAACCCAUCCGUGCCGAGCCUUCAUCCAGUGUCCGCGGCAGCAAGCUUUCUGCAGUGACCCGAGGUACAAGAUGACCUUGGGGUGCCUGGCUGGCCCAGUCAGAAGAGCAGGUGACCCUUGAUCUCGUAGUCGUGAGUUUGAGCCCCACAUCGGGUGUAGAGAUUGCUUAAAAUAAAUAAAUAAACACUUCAACAACAACAACAAAAAAGACGGACUUGUCCUGUGGGUCCACACAUCUGACCCCGUGUCCAUGUUGUUCUCCCUCAGAGGCGUCACCGGCCCCUCGCUCUCGUGUGGAGCCCUUGGUGGAGGGCAAUUGGGUGUCCCCAGUGGUUGGCCCAUCUGAACCGCUGGGGGCAAGCCGUGUUUGGAGUCUCUUAAUCCAGGGACGAAGCCCUGACCAAAGUCAGGCUGCACGGACAGAGGAGAAGGGGUCCUGGGGUCCCUUUGAUGGUUUUCCAGGCAGCUCCUGUGCUCAACUGGGGGAGCUAGGCCCCUGAGAGGACCCAUAGGAUGCAGGGGAGAGGGAGAGGAAGCACUGGAAAGCAGGGAGCUGCUUCCCUGACACUGGACCUGAGCCCAAGGGGGCCGCGUCCCCCUGCAGAGCACAGCCCGGAAGAAGCUUACCAACCAGUGGGCCAGGGAAGUGGUCCUUCCUGUUUAUCGUCGAGGUGCCUCAGGAUGGGAGCAGAACCUUAUGGUUCAGGCACGGUUGGACCUGUUUGAGGCCCAUUGCUGUGUGGCUGCCCCGUCCAGCUUCAGAGGCCGUCCGCUGUAGGUCGACCUGCCUGUAGGACUGUGCUGGAGGCUGGCCAGUUGGCAGUGCCCACGGCAGCAGCCAGUCAGGGAUGGUCCACUGCCCCCGGCACUCUGCGGACACUUCGAAGCCUCUGAGGAUUGGGCUAUCAGGAUGCAGUUGCUAGAAGAAGAGGUGCCUAGCCUGUCGGGGGCUGUCUAGCAGCUCAGUGGGCGUCUCCUGGGCCACUUUCCUUACCUGGUGUUGGAUGCAGGUCACAUUGAGGGUCCCAGCCGGGCAGGGCACAAGGGGAUCUUCUGCAGCAUGGCCCUCUUCAAGACCCAGGCAUUGGGAGCUGAGUCUCUGACAGUGAUCUCGCAGUUUGCCAUCACUGCCCGCUGUUGUCCCUGAAGCUGACCAGCUCUGCCUGGACCAGGAGGGGGGACGGAUGACCCUGGGCAGACACUCCUCACAUCUUCCCCACCAGGCUUGGCUCUGGGGAUGGCUCUGCCUGUAGCUGCCAACCGUGGACGUGGUCUGGGUCUAGGGUCUGCCUUUGUCAUUCCUGGCGGAUGUCUGGAAAUUGAGGAGUUCCUGGUGGAGGACUCGUGCUGUCCACCAGGACCGGUGUGCCCCCACCUUGCUCUGGGCUCGGGGCUAGCCAUGGUAGGCUUGGUCCACCAAGGGGCAGCUGUCAGCCCACCUGGCCCCCGUCAUGUGGUGAUUGACUCUGCAAGGCUUGGGUGGCUUCAGCUGGCCUCGGUCACCCUGUUGCCUGUAGUGUGCUGGUGGUUAAGGAAGGGCACUAACUCUCCCUGGGGACCCACCCACCGGUUUUCAGGUCCCGCUGGGGGGAAGUCUUGUGCUCUCUCUCCUCGGACUUCUGUCCCUUUCCCCUGCUGGCUGAAGACCGCAGGAAGCCGAGAGGCCUGGUUGGGUGAGGGCACCCCUUCGGGCACUAAGGUUUGGCCUUGUGCCCCAAGAAGAGGAGGGGGUGGAAGGACUCGGGGAAAGCCUCAGCCAGGCCGCCCACCAUGACUUUCUCUGAGGUCACUCAGUCCCCCUCUCACUAGACAUGCUUACCCCAGUGGAGGGCCAGUGCCCAGGGUCACCAAGCCCCGAUGUGGCUGGGAGCCUGGUCUUUGCCACGUCCUGCCUUUCGCAGGAGCAGGGUCUGAACCAGGCUUCUGGGCAUCACCAGGACUCUUGGGUAGGGGGACCUCUGUCAGAGGGCCUGGAGGGGGCCUGGGGCAGGGCUGGAAGGAUCCGGAGGGCCUGAAUGAAGUGGGUCUUACGCAGGAAGGGCAGAUGGGGCUCUCUGUCCUGAUGGAGUUUGUCCCUGCCCCUGGGCCUCCUGGAUAUGAGGUGCUAGGAGCUUUUCUGGGAGCAGAGUGGGGUGAGUUCGUGUCAACAGUUUGCAGGGCCAGUCGGCCCUCCUGGAGAAGGGCGGGGGCUGUUUCCCAGGGCAGGGAGCAGCCCCUUGCCGCAGCCUAACGCCCCCGUCUCCGCCCCCGGGCUGGCAGGGGAGCCCCUGUUGGCUGGCAGAGCACGCAGAGUGUGAGCCCUCCCCCUUGGAGCUUUGGGGCGGAGGGGAGGGUUUAUCUGGCAGCAUGCGCGGGCAGCCGGGGCACUGCAUAUGAGGGAGGCGGGCGCCGGUCCCAGCCCCGGGGGAUCGGGAGGGAGUGCGUCCCUGGAGUGGUCUGCCCCAGCCGGGUGCCUGUGUGGCCGCCGCAGGCUCACCCUGCCUGCACGUGCAGGGAGGUGGCGAGGUGCCCCCGGGGGCUGUGUCUCCGCAGGGGGGCCCUGAGUGCCGGCUGCACCGCCGCCCCCAUGAGCGCACCUGGGGGUACCCGCUCACCGGGCUGAGCCGCCACUGGGGUCUGGAGCUGCCGGGCGCCAUGCACUGGGCUUGGGCGGCCGCUGCUGUGGCCCUCGGGCUGCAGCUCUCGCUCCUGGGGGCCGUUGGGGCGCGGCGGAAGCCCAAGAGGCCUCAGCAGCCCGGCCAGGGCACUGAGCCCCCCACCGCCACCACGUCCCACAGCGAGGGGCUGCUGGGCUCCCCCAAGCCACCUGAGGGCCUAGGGUCUGAGUUCUCAGACGCCCACAUGACCUGGCUGAACUUCGUCCGGCGUCCACACGAUGGGGCCUCCAAGAAACGGGGCCGGGGCCAGGACAAGAAGUCGCGAGGCCUCUCUGGCCCCCCUGGGCCGCCCGGGCCGCCCGGGCCCCCCGGGCCCCCCGGUGCCACAGUCACCCAGGAAGCCCUGCUGCGAGAGUUUCAGGAGAUGCUGAAAGAGGCCACUGAGCGCCGGUUCUUGGGGCUGCUGGGCCCAUCGCUGCCUGAGGGGACAGGGCGGCUGGUGGCCGAGGCCUUCCACUGCGCCCUGAAGGGCCCCCUGGUGGUGGACGAGAAGACGCUGGUGGAGCUGCAUGGCUUCCAGGCUCCCACGGCCCAGGGCGCCUUCCUGCGGGGGUCUGGCUUGAGCCUGGCCUCAGGCCGGUUCACAGCCCCAUUGACCGCCAUCUUCCAGUUCUCCGCCAGCCUGCACGUGGACCACAGGGAGCCGCAGGGCAGGGCGAGGGUGCGGGCUCGAGACACCGUGCGAGUGCUUGUCUGCAUCGAGUCCCUGUGUCAUCGACACGCGUCCCUGGAGGCCAUCUCGGGCCUGGAGAGCCGCGGCAGAGUCUUCACCGUGCACGUAGAGGGGCUGCUGGAGCUGCAGGCUGGACAGUAUGCCUCCGUCUUCGUGGACAACGGCUCUGGGACAACCCUCACCAUCCAGAGUGGCUCCAGCUUCUCCGGCCUGCUCCUGGGCACGUGAGGGCCAGACAGGGGGCCCACGGGGCCCACCCACCCCCACUGUCCACUGUUAAAUCUGUGGUCCCAGCAAUAAAGAGCUCUCAGCCCU